Messenger RNA from Emericellopsis atlantica, 1449 nucleotides. RefSeq lists its product as uncharacterized. The transcript is spliced from 2 exons. The coding region runs from base 1 to 1449 and encodes 482 amino acids. NCBI's taxonomy places the organism in Eukaryota, Fungi, Ascomycota, Sordariomycetes, Hypocreales, Bionectriaceae. The record is from RefSeq and is a predicted model, not a curated record. Gene Ontology annotation, molecular function: transcription coregulator activity. Gene Ontology annotation, cellular component: cytoplasm; SBF transcription complex.
AUGUCCGCCACUAGGCAUGCAGACGGCCGCGGUACUGAGACACCCACGACGACGAACAACUACGCGGGCUCUGCCAUCCCACAUACUCCAGUCUCGACAAAUAACAAUUACGACGACAAAGCCGCAACCGCGCCACUCUAUGCUGACGAGCGGUUCUCACAGAGCGAUCCUCGGUCCACUGAGGGGUCGCAGGCUUCCAAUGCCACGUCCCAUUCGGACCAUGUUUUUACACCCACGGCAAGCGAUACAGACGCACAUAGACGCGACGUACCACCAACAACACAACCGGCAGUCCUCAGCGAGGCGAGCCAAUUGCAUCAGCUGUCGGCUCUCGCGGCUGCCCAGGAUCGGAUGUCAACUGGUCAAGGCGAUGUUCCCUCGAGGAAACGGAUGGCGGAUGGCGAGGUGAAGAGUCCCAACAAAGGACACUCGAGAAAUACGAGCGCCGUGAGCGCCAUCUCGACUGCCAGCACGAUUGGCGACCUAUCACACGAUCUCAAAACGCGUCUGUCAUAUGCCAUGAUCAAAGUCAACAACGGCUGGCAGCAUCGCUCCCUUAAUGAAGUCGAGACACUGGCCUCGCAAGGCGUAUCGCCAACCUCUAGCACAUCUACCCCUGGUCAUCGCCGCAAUGGGUCUUCUGCAAGUCCGCAGAUGGGCGCGCGGCCCAUGGUUCAUUUUGCCGACGGCCAAGUGACCAGACGAAAGUCCAACUCGCCGCCGCGCCUUGGACAUCAGCAAGGUCUCGCGCCACCGGCGUCUAUCCGGCCGUCAGUAGGCAUGGCGCCCACCGGCUCACAUCCUCGCCGCAACUCUAAUACCCGCUAUACCCCUACAUUACUCUCACAGUCACGCUCUGCCGGUGGACCUCGAACACCAGCGCAGCUGUCGGCCCUUCAGACAAACCACUUACGAUCAGGGGCGCAAGUGCAAUUACCACAGCCCAACAACCGAGAACAGGAUGCUAUUGAGACGCUAUUGUUCAUGAGCAGCCCCAACAACUCGGCCAAUUUGAAACAUUCCUUCUCCCCCGCAGGCUCACCCGGGCCUAGCUCCCAGCCUAUUCCCAAGAGCACCGCGCGCCAGCCUUUGCCAACUGGACCCAGGAAGGCACUUCCUGGGCAGAAGACAGGGCAAGGCGCCAAACGGGUUGGGUUCGACGCUUCGCCAGGUCAGGCGGUCACCCCUGGCUCGCCGAUGGAGCUUGACUCUCCGUAUCGCGAUAGUCCUCGUGGGAUGCCGCGCAGGAGGACGGAUGCGGGAGGACACGUGCGGAGCGCGAUGUCCUUGCCCAGCGCCCUAGGCAUCACGCAUGUCCCCCUCCGAAAACCAAUGAGCGACAAAGACAUUGACCGGAUGCUCGACCGAGGCGACGAUGGAAACAACAGCUCUGAUGAUGAGGAGAUUCAGAUUCCUCGGAGAAACGGCGUGGGGGCUAUACACGCUUGA